UGUCCUUUACAGAAGGCACUGCGUCCUUCCAGAAUCAGUGUAUAAUUUUGUCUUAGACACAAUUGUAUGACGUAACAAUCUGGUGCAGUUUGUCUAGUGGCCAUUUUGUUUUCAAUCGCACGACUGAUUAAGGUGUCCAUCUGUCCAUUCAGCCUGGUGAGAGAGACACACAAGCGCAACAAUGGAUUCAAAGCGGCAUGAACGCGGCUCCAAGUCCAAUACAGACUCACCGCCCGCUCCACCUUCGCCUCCUAUGUAUAGCACAUCGUAUACAACGUACGAUGGAUACAAAAACAGAAUGUCAUCACGUCGAUCACCAUCACCCUUGGACUAUAGAAGCUGUAGAACAUCCAGAAAUGAUUCACCACAGGAUAGACGUAGAAGAAGACGCAGUGGUUCAAAAUCUCCCCCAAGUCGAUCACACAGACGAUCUCGGUCAUCUGACAGGGACAAAGAUCGAGAUAGGGACAGGGAUCGAUCAAGAAAAUAUUCUAGAAGAGAUAGAUCGAGAUCUAGAUCAAGAGGCAGGUCAAGAUCUAGAGACAGAAGACGCAGCCGUAGUCGUAAUAGGAGCAGAGAUAGACAUCGAGGCAGAGAAAGCCGUAGAUAUCACAGAGCACAGUCAUACGAAUCAGAUACAGCUGAAGAUAACACUGAAACAACUGUACAGCAACCGAUUGUUCCUCCACAAUCUAAUGCUUUUAAAAAUGAUGGUAGUUUUAUGGAAAUGUUCAAAAAAAUGCAGGAACAAAUGCAACCAACACAAAAACCGACGACUUCUGUUCUAGAAGAGAAAAGUGUUGUUCCCCCACCAUUAAUGGUAGGAAAGAGGCGAGGAGGAAGGAUUUUGAAAACUGGAAUGGUUGCUAAACCAAAGACUGAACAAACUGUUGAGCAGCCCAAGGAUGCUUGGUCGCUUUAUAUGGCUGAAGUGAAAAAAUAUAGAGAAGUUUGUUGUCAAGAAGAAGACAACACUAGACCACUGGUCAAAUAGCUGAAUUUGACUUCACAUUUCAUACUUUGUUAUUUUGUUUCAACUGUAAUGAAUGUGCUUUUGGAAAAUGCUCUAUUCCUUAUAACAUUUUCAUGAUUACGUUUCAAUGUACAGAAUGGCUAUCUACAAAGUGUAAAAACUUUGUGCUCAAAUUAUUUUAAAUUUUUAUAAACUUUGAACUUCAAGUAAUGAUUUGGACUAUGAAGCAUAUGAAUGAAAAGUGUAAUGCAAUAAAUCCACUUUCCUUGUCAACUAUCACAUAAAAUGUACAAAUAUGUUAAUCAGAUAUCACAAAUGCAUACUAUCAGAUUAUAAAGUAAUUAAACGUAAAUAGCAUUGUUAAACACUAUGAAAUUGGAAAAUAUCUGUAGUGAUAAAUAACUAUUAUUUGUGAUAGUGGUAAGUGGUGCAAGAGACAAAUGGACUACAGCGAGAGACACAUACAGAGAGUUUGCCUUUGGGGACAAAAGGGAGGGUAAAAUAUGUAUCUCGGUCAAUAAAUAUAAUAGAUUAAGUA
Megalopta genalis is the source of this 1511-nucleotide messenger RNA. RefSeq lists its product as uncharacterized. Gene Ontology annotation, cellular component: respiratory chain complex IV; mitochondrion. The record is from RefSeq and is a predicted model, not a curated record. Lineage: Eukaryota; Metazoa; Arthropoda; Insecta; Hymenoptera; Halictidae. Gene Ontology annotation, molecular function: 3'-5' exonuclease activity; 5'-3' exonuclease activity.